UCUUUGUCGAAGAUUGGCUGUCCAUAGACGUGUGGUUUUAUCUCUGGGCUUUAUCUCCAGCUUUUUUUGCUGGGGGCUCUCCACUCCUCUAGCUAGCUCUAUUGGACAGGGUCCAGGGUCACAUCACCUUGGCUCUCUCUAUUGCAUGGCCCCUAUUUGGUUCCCAGGAAACACUCAAACAUUCCUUGUUCUGACAAAUUCUGGGAAUGCCAGCCAAUCCCAACACAGUCAACCCUGUCUUCCUGCCAAGGGCCACAUUAGCUUUCUUGGAAUGGGGUGCAGCUCCAAUCCUUUGUCUGUACUGCAGAGAACAAAUGGCAAGCUCUCUGAGUGGUCUGAUGAAACACCCUUCACUAGGGUUGAGGUGAAGGAGGUAAUAUCUCCACCAUCCCAGCACUCCUGUGGAAAGUGGAACGGACUCUAAGCCUGGCAACAGAUCUCUGCAAGGAAAAGUUUUCACAAAUUUUCCCACCCACUCUCCUCCACGAUCUGACUUCUUUUUAUUUCUUGGAAUUUGUUGUAGAGCAUUUCCUUUGUAAAUUCUGUAUACGAUGACCUAGCUUUGGAAUUUCCCAUCUAUUGUAUGGCAUCUAUUAUGUCUUUUGGAAACCUGAAUUUUAAUAUCAUCUUACCUAAGGCUUAUUUUUUUCUAAUUAGGUAAGAAAAAUUAGACCACCCCUGGUGAAAUCUCCAGUUAUAUUCAAGUAGCCUCAUUUUCUUCUGACACAAAAAAAAGUUGAGAUGACAACAUUAACAUUUCUUGACCAUCUACCAUGCAGUGCAUGCUUUAGAGAUGUUUUCUCAUAUAAUCCUCAUGAAGAUAGCUUCUUUUACAGGUGAGAAAACUGAGUCUCAAAGAAAUUAAUUGACUUCCUCAAGGUAACCCAGAAAACAUAGAGAAAACCUGAGGCUGAAACCCAGGUCUAUCUGACUUCAAAAUCCAUGGUCUUUUUGUUAUGCCAUGAUCUUCAAACUUUUCCACCAAAAUACCCCAAAUGGCAGAAAGAGUGACCAUGUAUCCCCGGGGAAGUCUGGGCGGCCCAAAGAGGCCCCACCACAGGUGCAAAAUUUCUCUGAAGUCUCAUGCUUAACUGCAAAAAUGCAUAAAAUAUUUGCAUUUUAUUCUACAAUAUAUGUGAUUGUUGUCAUGGAAAUAUGUUGAAAAUUAUCACUCAAGUUACCUAUGUUCUCCCUAUCUGAAUUUUCAAGUAAAAUUGAUCCUCCAGAAAAAUUCAUUGUGUUUAUCCUGUAGCUUCAUGAAUCUUAAGCAUACUAUUUCAGUUUGAGAAAGCCCAACAUAUUCCACGAGGUAUUAGAGUAUGAUUUUUUUUUAACCUAGAGGCCAUGGAGCAUGGAAAUGAUACGCCCAUUUCUGAAGGAAGGGAAGGUCUAUAGCUUUCAUUAGGUUCUCAAAGGAAUCCAAGAUCCACAAGAUUAAGAGCCACUGCUAUAAAGAAAAGAGCAAAGACUUGGAUCACACUGCCUUGUUUUCAAAUAUCGGCUCCAAGCUUAACUAAACUGCAUGAUACACUUCCUCUCUGAGACUCAGUUUCCUUAUUUGUAAAAUGAAGAUAAUAAUAUCCAAGUUACAGAGUUGCUGUGAGGAUUAAAUGAAAUUCUCUACAUUGAAUGCUUGACACAGAGUAGGCACUCAAGAAAUGUUAAUCUACUACCUGCUGCCACAAUAUGUAAAACACAGUAAGGGCAUUUAAACAACAGGUGGAUGAAUAAUUUGUAACGGAACAAUACCCUGGAUAGAUAUGCCUCCUUCCAACAUAUAUUCUAACUAAAGCUUAGACCCCCCAGCCAGAAACUCGGACUUCGAUUCCAAGAUUGAUGUUAAAUUUCCACAAAAAUUCAAAAUAAAAGUAUUCAGCUGGUGCCUAAAAAAAAAGGUUUCUCGAACCUAGAAACAUACAUAUGUAUACAUCCUGUUUGUAAAGAUGGAAUUAUUUAAAUAUCACUACAUCCUGGCAUGUUUGGUUUCAAUUCUAAGUAUGUAUUACCAUAAGAUCUAGGAUGAAAAACCUCUUGAAUUGAGCAAGAGAUCUGAUCCUCUUAAACGACACACGGAGAAGCUUUUACAAACACAGGGAGCCUUCACAAAUCCUACAGAUUCAUGAAGAAGCCUCGAAGGGGUUAAAGUGGAAGGCUUCGACAAACUUUGCUUCUCAGCUUCUCUCUUAUCUCCUCCCCCUCGGCUCCACACCGCUAAGGCAGAGCGGGGCUGCAUCACUAGCUUUCCCUGCAUCCUCUAAACUGUUGCCUGCAAAAGAGAACGGGGGACUUAACUAUUCAGGCUGCUUGCAUUCAAGGGUUCCAGACCGUGUCAUACACAUCCAAACAGGCACUUCUCUUGCUCUUUGGAGUUUAUAAGGAGCAGGCAUCUGAAACCGCACUCUGAAGCUAUAUUCCAGAGAUGUUCCGGAACAAGUUGCCUGUCGGUGCAAGCUUCAAAAGGGAUUCUUAAAUGGCCAACCCCAUUCAUCCGGUGAGCCAGGAAGAAAAAUAAAUCUGUUGAAGAAUCUUAAAUCUUCUGAGCCUAGACCUACUGCUGUCAGCACCUCUGAGACCUCCUGCUGCUGAGAAUUACCAGAUCUGACAACACCUUCCCUCCAGCCUACGGUGAGGGACAUCAACAAAGCUGUAGAAAACUCACAUCUUCUAGACUUUCAGCCCUCAGGCUAUGGCAGCUGGGCAGGAAGCUUACAAGCUCCAUCCUUAGGGAAGAUUCAGAAAGACAAGAAGGGUGAAAAUUCAGAUAUGCUGAGCCUUAAAUAUACAAAAACCUUUAGAAAGUUUCCUCACAGUAGAACCCAAUGAAAUCCACGUAAUUAGUGAACACAUUUAUAUGAGCUGUAGGUAAAACAGAGCCUUUUUUCCCUCUACCAAAACAGAGUAAAAGUCUGAUUUAACACUCUGAAAGAUUCUUGUCCCAAUACCAGUAUUAUAAAGCAGUUUCACGAUAUUUAUUUUAAUCAGUAUAAGAGUAGGACUGUGGAAAAUAAAAGAUUUAUUUAUGUAUAAAUAUUUUUUAAAUGAUUAAGAAGUUCUGAUAAAACCUAUUUGGGAGGGGGGCUGCUGUGCUGGAGGACAGAGAGGGUGUUGCCAAAUUAGGACAUCACCAUUUUCUUGCUGUGUACGACUGACUUGGCUCUGGUCGUGAUUGCUUUGUAUGAGAUUGUUGGAACACCUCCAAUACAUUCAGACACAGUCUAAGUGACUGUGGAAUGCCUCAAGGGCAAUAGAAAUCAAACAGAAACAGGUACCAAUCCAAGUCUUAAGUGAUGACAGAGGUGCAUUUCAAGUACCAUGGAAAUCUCACUGGGCGGGCCCAUUACCCUACCCUGGCAACAGAGGUUGACACCACUUCAGAUAAGUAUUCUAACCUGUACAUGUAUGUGGGCUUAUUCCUGAGCCUCCUGGCUAUUCUUCUCAUUCUGCUCUUCACAAUGCUCCUUCGGCUCAAACAUGUCAUCUCGCCCAUCAACUCUGAGAGCACAGAAAGUGUUCCUCAAUUCACAGAUGUAGAGAUGCAGAGUCGAAUCCCCACUCCUUAAAGCCA
This is a messenger RNA of Equus caballus (horse), 3565 nucleotides long. NCBI's taxonomy places the organism in Eukaryota, Metazoa, Chordata, Mammalia, Perissodactyla, Equidae. The record is from RefSeq and is a predicted model, not a curated record.